AUGCCCAAGAAACAUCACGCGACGCUGUACGAGGUCUAUAACCACGUCUCAAACUGGCGCGUCAUCCGUCCCGCCAAAGAAAAGACACAACCGUACAUUCUUGGGAACUUCAAUAGCUUUGCAUUGCAUCCUGGAGGCCGGCAGGCUAUCCUUUCGCACGCUGGCAAAGAAGUAACCGAGCUUUUUUCCAUGCUUCAUCCGUCUGAUGCGUUGGACAAUCUACCACCUGAAGCAUGCCUAGGUUUUGUUGAUCCGAGCACGGUUCCUGCACAGGACAAGGUAUUGUCCGAAUUUGACCUGCAACGACGAGCCGCGAGAGAAAUUAUGCCCCCGGCUCAGAGCAUGCUGCUAUUGCGGGACUUUGAAGAAUGGGCCCAACGCGUGUUGAGUGAGACGGCUUGGGCGUACUACCGCAGUGCAUCUGACGAAGAACACACCUUUAUGGAGAAUCAGAAUGCUUUCAGACGAUACUUCUUUCGUCCUCGCGUCCUCGUGAGAGACAUGUCCACUGGCUCGAUUGAGACUACGUUCAUGGGAAUCGAGUCUUCAAUGCCCAUUUUUAUUUCACCCGCUGCAAUGGCAAAAUUGGGCCACCCUCUCGGAGAAGUGAAUUUGACCCGGGCAGCUGGUGAUUGGGAUAUCGUACAGGCCAUUUCCUCGAAUGCCAGUUGUAGUGUGGACGAGAUUUUUGAAGCAAGUAGCGAGGGUCAACCUUUGAUAUUCCAGCUCUAUCUCAACAAGGAUCGCUCGCAGUCAGAGACUCUCAUCCGAAAAGUCGAGAAGCUGGGAGCAAAAGCAAUCAUGUUCACUGUUGAUACAUCCUGGGAUUCAAAGCGKACACUGGACAGUCGUGCAAAAGCCCCGACCAGCUCCGGAGAGUCGUCGGCAACCGUCGCAACUCUCCCUGUGAAUCAGGCGAUAUCAGGUUAUCAAGAUCGUAAUCUGACUUGGGACGAUAUAGCCUUCAUUAGGAGAAAUACCAAGCUCCCAAUCAUCGUCAAAGGAAUCCAGUCGCUCGAGGACGUCGAACUCUGUAUUUCUCAUGGCGUGGAAGGCGUGAUAAUUUCGAAUCAUGGAGGUCGCCAAGCUGAUUACGCCCCUGCCCCGAUUGACAUUCUGUACGAGAUCCGAGCUUUACGUCCAGAGCUGUUUGAAAAGACAGAGAUCAUGAUUGAUGGGGGUAUUCGAUGCGGUGCCGAUGUUGUCAAAGCGAUUGCCCUAGGUGCCAAAGCGGUAGGGUUGGGGAGGCCUUUCUUGUAUGCCAAUGGAACACAUGGGGAAGAGGGAGUGAGACGAGUGAUGGAGAUCCUUCAUGAAGAGAUCACAAAUACCAUGCGCAAUAUUGGCGCAAACACUAUUGAACAGCUCAAGCCUGAGAUGGUUGGGCCGUCAGGUCCUUGGGUCGGCGCAAAUCGGCCGCCCUAUAGUAUCACUCUGGUCUUUGACAAUUAUGUUAUAGUGGUGGCAUUGGUAUUUGUGAUUGCCCUCACUGCAGCGGCUACUGAAAUGAUCACAAAUGGAGGUGUCGGACUACAACUUGGGGUUGUCGCGUUGGCAGACAUGGAAUACAUGUUCAAAUUGUUGCUUGUCUUGCAGCUUCUCUAUGCCAUUGGACUUCUUCUUGUCAAGACAUCGAUUCUGGGGUUAUACUGGCGUCUUUUCGGCGUCAAGCUAGGAUUCCGAAGGGCAAUCUACGUCGUUGGUGCUGUGGUCUGGGCUUGGGCAAUCAGCUCUAUUCUCGAGACUUUCCUUUUGUGUACCCCAUUUGAAUACAACUGGAACCCAGCCGUUGAGGGGGGGAAAUGCGCCAACAGGAAUGCCGCCUUUAUAGCAACUGGAGUCCUCAACCUUGUCACCGACCUCAUGGUCUUGUCAUUACCACUUUCGCAUAUAUGGGCUUUGCAUCUUCCCCUGGGGCAAAGACUUGGUCUACUCGUGAUAUUCGGUCUCGGCAUGCUUAUCAGCGCCAUAAGCAUGAUCCGCCUCGUCAGUCUAACGCAACUGGACUUCGCAAACCCUACUUACACCGCAACUAUGCCUUUACUGUGGAGUGUUGUCGAAACCCAGUUAGCUGUUAUCACAGCCAAUCUACCUUUUAUGCGUCAGAUCUUCUCCCUUCUUCUGCCACAGGGCUGGCUUGGUUCUCACAAGCCUGGCUAUGACCAGACGACGCACCCUUAUCAGCGAAACGAGAGCAGCAGAACUGCCCAUAACAGCUAUCAGAUGACAGCGAUGUAUCAGGGGCCCAAGCAUGGUGAGGUGGUGAGUAUGGCUCAGUCCAAAGUAAGUGACGGCGGCCAGGGAGACGAUUCUGAUACGGAAUUGGCAGCGCGUGGAGUACUUCCGGAUGGCAUAUAUAAUACAAUGGCGCACAGCGUGAAGUCUAGCGAGCAGUUGCUGGUCCCAUGGAUCUACGACACCUUGCUCUCUAUUUUCCGCUUUUGCCUCAGUAUCUUCUUCCGCGAAGUUUACGCGCCCGGAGCAUGGCGCAUCCCGAAAAAGGGCCCCGUCAUCAUCGUGGCAGCUCCGCACGCCAACCAAUUCGUCGAUUCGAUUCUUUUAAUGCGCAUUCUCAAACGUUAUGCAGGCCGGAGAAUAUCAUUCUUGAUUGCGGAAAAGUCGAUGAGAGAACCGUAUAUUGGCACAUUGGCGGCGCAAAUGGGCGCGCUUCCGGUCACGCGUGCAAUGGAUAACAUAAAGCCCGGAGUGGGCACAAUCUAUCUACCUCAUCCUGAGGGUGAUCCGACUCUGGUGUGUGGAAAGGGCACCAACUUUACCGAUCCGAUGUUCAUGGAACGAGGCACUAUCAUACUGCCUAAAGUAGGCCAGGACGCCCCAGAGCAGCAGGCGAUUGCGGAAAUAGUUGGACCUGAAGAGUUACGUCUGAAAGCGCCGUUCAAGAAGUUUGCUCGCGACCACCCAUUGUUUGAAAGCCUCCGUACAGGAACUUCAUUCAAGGUCGCCCCACACAUCGACCAGAGUCAAAUGUUUGACGCAGUAUACCGCGGACUCGAGUCCGGGGGCUGUAUUGGGAUCUUCCCCGAAGGUGGAAGCCAUGACCGUCCGCGAUUGCUACCAUUGAAGGCUGGAGCUGCUAUCAUUGCUCUUGGAACACUGGCCCGUAGCCCCGACUGUGGCCUGACUAUCAUACCAUGUGGAAUGAACUACUUUCAUCCGAACAAGUUUCGUUCUCGCGCCGUCAUCGAGUUUGGUCCUCCUGUGGAAGUCCACCCAGAUCAGGUCGCUGCUUUCAAGCUCGGCGGAAAUUCCAAGCGUAAUGCAGUCGGAUCUCUUCUAGAGACUAUACAGGAGGCGCUGGAUUCUGUUACCCAGCAAGCUCCGGACCGAGAGUCAUUGAUGCUUAUCCAAGCCACUAGAAAGCUAUAUAAGCCCUUACGAAUGAAACUGCCCCUUCCUGUCGUCAUUGAGCUGAAUAGGCGGUUGUUGAAAGGAUAUACUACGUUCCGGCACGAACCCAAAGUCAUGCAGCUGGCGAAGGAUGUGCGAGCUUACAAUCGUCAACUCAAAGCGUUGGGUGUUCAAGACCACCAGGUUGAAUGGGGUAAUGUACGACGUCGCCCAUGGUGGCUUGUUUUCCUAACGCUCCUCUAUCGUAUCGGCGAGCUUUUGAUGAUGGGGUUGGCGACCCUGCCAGCUCUGGCUCUCUUUUGGCCAGUCUUUGUCACUACAAGAGCUAUAUCUCAUUCCAAACAACGGAAAGCGCUUGCCAAUUCCUCUGUGAAAAUGGACGGUCGCGAUGUCGUCGGAAGUUGGAAGAUUCUUGUUGCAAUGGGCUUUGCGCCUACUUUAUAUACAUGGUACACUGUGAUCGUUACCGGUUGGUUGUACUAUUGUCGGCACGACGGGCAUUACGCGUCUGUUGUACCUUGGUGGGUGAAUGCGAGAUCAUACGUCCCAGACAGCAUUCCACUCCGAAUCUUCGCUUUCUUCUUCUUCGGACUCAUGAUAUCCGUCAGCUUCACGGGCCUUCGAAUUGGCGAGAUCGGUAUGGACGUCUUCAAGUCCCUGCCUCCCUUGUUUAUCGCACUCAACCCCAGCUCUUCAUCCGCACUCAUCAAAUUGCGCAAUCAACGUCGAUCCGUCGUCGCCCAAGUGAUCAACGUCAUCAACACAUUUGGCCCCGAGAUAUUCCCCGACUUUGAGCAUGAGAAACUUGUUGACGACAAUUACGAUUACGACGGCGAAAUGGGCGUCGACAUGGACUAUGCAACCUACAAAUCCCGUCUCAAGAGCAUGCCGCCUAGUGAACCGCAAACACCGAAUCGCAGCCGCAGCAGGAGUAGCGGUAGACGACCCUCUGAUUCCUGGCAAGGUUUCAGCAGUGGGAAUUUCCUCAAGCCGUUGACGUCUGGAGUUUCGGGCCCGUCGAAGGACGAGCUUAGCGAGCUGAACCGUCGCAUUGGGACUUUCUCCGAGAGCGAGCAGGAAAAGACGCGAGUCGUUGACUAA
Messenger RNA from Talaromyces amestolkiae, 4470 nucleotides. RefSeq lists its product as uncharacterized. Bases 1 to 4470 code for a protein of 1489 amino acids. Gene Ontology annotation, biological process: phospholipid biosynthetic process. Lineage: Eukaryota; Fungi; Ascomycota; Eurotiomycetes; Eurotiales; Trichocomaceae. The transcript has 14 exons. The record is from RefSeq and is a predicted model, not a curated record. Gene Ontology annotation, molecular function: glycerone-phosphate O-acyltransferase activity; glycerol-3-phosphate O-acyltransferase activity; oxidoreductase activity. Gene Ontology annotation, cellular component: endoplasmic reticulum membrane.